AGGUGGCAGCAUGGCGGCGCGGGGCAGUGACAGCGAGGAGGACUUGGUCAGCUAUGGGAAAGGCCUGGAGCCACUGGAAGAAGGUGAAAGACCAAAGAAACCAGUUCCUCUUCAGGAUCAGACUGUCAGAGAUGAAAAAGGAAGAUAUAAGCGAUUUCAUGGAGCCUUUAGUGGGGGUUUCUCUGCAGGAUACUUCAAUACUGUUGGCUCAAAAGAAGGAUGGACACCAUCUGCCUUUGUGUCUUCACGACAGAAUAGAGCAGACAGAUCUGUUCUUGGUCCUGAGGAUUUUAUGGAUGAAGAGGAUCUUAGUGAAUUUGGAAUAGCGCCUAAAGCAAUUGUUACCACAGAUGACUUUGCAUCCAAAACCAAAGACAGGAUACGGGAAAAAGCCAGGCAGUUAGCAGCCGCUACCGCCCCUAUUCCCGGAGCCACUCUGCUUGAUGACUUCAUCACACCAGCUAAGUUAUCUAUUGGUUUUGAAUUGCUGAGAAAAAUGGGUUGGAAGGAAGGACAAGGAAUUGGUCCUCGAGUAAAGAGAAGACCCCGCCGACAGAAACCUGAUCCUGGAGUGAAAAUCUAUGGCUGUGCAUUACCACCCGGAGGAUCGGAAGGAUCUGAGGAUGAAGAUGAUGACUACCUUCCAGAGAAUGUGACCUUCGCACCCAAAGAUGUCACGCCCGUGGAUUUCACACCUAAAGAUAAUGUACACGGACUGGCUUACAAGGGCCUGGAUCCCCACCAAGCCCUGUUUGGAACUUCAAGGGGACAUUUUAAUCUCUUCAGUGAUGGAUCAGAGGGAACCAGCAAUCUUCUUGGUGAUGUUGGAGUCAAUAAAGGAAGAAAAUUGGGAAUUUCAGGCCAGGCUUUUGGAGUAGGUGCCUUGGAAGAAGAAGAUGAUGACAUCUAUGCUACGGAAACACUCUCAAAGUAUGACACUGUUUUGAAGGAUGAGGAGCCUGGAGACGGACUUUAUGGCUGGACAGCACCCAAACAAUAUAAACAUCAGACAGAAUCAGAGAAAAAUCUUCGAUAUGUCGGCAAAAUUUUGGAUGGAUUUUCCUUGGCUUCUAAACCUUUAUCUUCUAAGAAAAAUUAUCCACCACCUCAACUGCCAAAAGAUUACCGGCCAGUGCAUUAUUUUAGACCCGUGGUAGCUGCCACUUCAGAGAAUUCCCAUUUACUUCAAGUGUUGUCAGAGUCAACUGGAAAGUCAACGCAGGACUCAGGGACACAGAGUAGGCACCAACUGAAUGCCUCCAAGAGAGGGGAAUUGCUGGGAGAAACGCCUAUACCAGGUUCAGCUACUUCCGUGUUAGAAUUCCUCUCCCAGAAAGACAAAGAGAGAAUCAGAGAAGUGAAGCACGCAACUGAUCUGAAAGCCGCACAGCUUAAGGCCAGGAGUCUGGCCCAGAGUGCCUCUCACAGCAGGCUCCAGCCCUCCUCUCCAGAUGUUGCACACUCCUCAUGGCUCACAGCACUGGCUGGUCAGGCAGCUACCCCAAGAGCCAGCAACUUCAAGCCUUUUGCAAAAGAUCCGGAAAAGCAAAAACGAUAUGAAGAGUUUUUAGUAAAUGCGAAACAGGGCCAGAAAGAUGCUCUCGAAAGGUGUCUAGACCCCAGUAUGACAGAGUGGGAGCGAGGCCGCGAGCGUGAUGAGUUCUCUAGGGCGGCGCGGCUGUACUCGUCUUCCCACUCAACCUUGUCCUCCCGCUUCACUCAUGCCAAGGAGGAAGACGACUCAGAUCAAGUUGAAGUCCCUCGAGACCAAGAGAAUGAUGUCAACGACAAGCAGUCCGCGGUGAAGAUGAAGAUGUUCGGGAAGCUCACUCGAGACACUUUUGAAUGGCACCCUGACAAGCUUCUCUGUAAGAGGUUUAAUGUUCCUGACCCAUAUCCAGACUCCACAUUAGUUGGCUUACCAAGAGUGAAACGUGACAAAUAUUCUGUCUUCAACUUUCUGACAUUGCCCGAGACAACUUCCUCACCUACAACUCAAGCAUCAAGUGAGAAAGUUGCCCAGCAUCGAAGUUCUGACAAAUCAAGAAAAUCAUCCAGAUGGGAUACAUCAAAACAAGAAAAGAAAGAGAAUUCCAUUAGCGAAUUUUUAAGUUUGGCUAGAUCAAAAGUUGGUCCAUCUAAACAAGAGUCCAGUCCAUUAGUAAAGAAAGAAGAAAAACCCGUGACAGAAUCACUCCCAGAUAAGGAAAGAAACCAAGAUGUGAAUUCUCCGGCUGAGGAGAGCAGUGCCCGCCCAUCCAUGGACUUAUUCAAGGCCAUCUUUGCCAGCUCCUCUGAUGAAAAGUCCUCCUCCUCUGAGGAGGAGCAAGGUGACAGUGAGGAUGAUCAGGAAACCUCCAGGGAGGCUGACUUGAAAAGUUCCCAGGAAACUGGCUUGGUGGAAACAGCACCUGUGGUGCAAGCUAUUGAGCCAGCCCUCCAGGAGCCUCCACCUCCUUUCCUGAUUCAAAAGAUGCAGAUCGAUGAAAGAGAAGAGUUCGGCCCGAGGCUGCCUCCAGUCUUCUGUCCCAAUGCUCGUCAGACACUAGAGACACCUCAGAAAGAGAAACAUAAAAAGAACAAAGAAAAACACAAGACCAAGAAAGAACAUAGGCGAAAGAAAGAGAAGAAAAAGAAACACCGGAAGCACAAACACAAAGGCAAGCAGAAGAAUAAAAAGUCUGAGAAAAGCAGUAGCUCUGAAAGUACGGACAGCAGUGAGAGCCCGAGCGGUGAAGAAGGGGCCACAGCCCUGUCACCCGAGGAACUGCUGAGACGGUUGAAACGGUUCCCACUAAGGAGGCAGUAAUUGAAUUCUGCCCUGGCUGAGCCCAAUAUCCAGAUCUCUUCUGUGAUAGAAGCUCAUUGAUUGCUCCAUCACUGCAGUGUACAGAUUGUAUUUAUAUGUAAAUUCAUGCUGUAAAAUAAUUUGUAAAGUCUUGACAUUUCAAAGACCGCCUUGGAAGCUUCCAGAAAUUGAUUUCUAUUUUUAACUUCAGUUAGCGCCACAGAGGGGAAAAAAAUUCAGAUUGUACAAUUCAAUUAAAAUGGGAUUUUUCUA
Messenger RNA from Erinaceus europaeus (western European hedgehog), 3061 nucleotides. RefSeq names its product G-patch domain containing 1 (gene GPATCH1). The coding region runs from base 11 to 2809 and encodes 932 amino acids. The transcript is spliced from 20 exons. Gene Ontology annotation, cellular component: nucleus. Gene Ontology annotation, biological process: mRNA processing. The record is from RefSeq and is a predicted model, not a curated record. NCBI's taxonomy places the organism in Eukaryota, Metazoa, Chordata, Mammalia, Eulipotyphla, Erinaceidae. Gene Ontology annotation, molecular function: RNA binding.